Messenger RNA from Pedinophyceae sp. YPF-701, 3369 nucleotides. The record is from the annotation of a GenBank genome assembly. NCBI's taxonomy places the organism in Eukaryota, Viridiplantae, Chlorophyta, Pedinophyceae.
AUGCAGGAGCCUGAAAAGGGCAGUGCGCUGGCCCUGGCGCUCCUUUCGGCCGUCAAGAAGGCGCAGGCUGGUGGCCAGGGGCCGCGCGCACGACGAGAUGCGACGGACCCUCCUCUGCCCGCCCCCCAGGCACCAAGUCCUGCCGCCGCGGGGCGCCCGCGCCCGGACGCGCCCCCCCCGGUCCGAGGAUGGACCCCGCAGCACUCGCGCGACCAUGCGUCGCCCGCACGGGACACCAGCGCGCACCUCAAGCCCUCCAUCGGCACCUCUCCGAUCCAGGGCGGCAGGAUUCCUCCCACGAGGCCCUCCGUCACCAAGCCGCCAGCCCCCGCGGAGCGCCGGAGCCCCUCCGCAAGUCCUGUGGGAGGGCAGACGCACGUGAAACACCCCCUGCCGUGGCUCGGCGUGGGCGGCAAGGUCGCGUACCCGCACUCCAGGUCCCCCACCGCGGCGCAGAAGCAGGCCGAAUCCCCCGCGGCACCCUCGGCGGCGCCCAACGCCACUCGGGACGUCGAGGAUGCUGGGCCGAGCGCAGGCGCCAGCCCCGCCGCGCGGGCGGGUGCGCCGGCGCCCGCGCACCUGCGCGACGCCGUCAUGAGCAUGGUGCGCGCCGUCGACAUGGUGCGCUCCGCGACGGCUGCGCGGGGCGGCGAUCCCCUGCCGUCAGCGGCCGCAGCACCGUCGGCGCUGGCCGCGGCGCCGCAGGAGCGCGAGCGGGAGCGCACGCCGCGCGAGCUGCGCAUACAGCGGUGGAACGAGUCGCGACAGCGCGCGCUCGGCCUUCUGCGCGGCCCCGCGCACCGCCGGCCCGCCCUGCGGCCCCUCAACGCGCCGCCGAAGCGCGCACGCGUGGCCUUCGCGGACGAGGACGAGGUCCUGUCGUUCGACUCCUCCGUUGCGUCGUCCCACGGCUCCCGCCCGUGGGGCUACGGCUACGAGCGCGACCCCGACGAGGAGUGGUCGUCCGACGAGUCGUGGCACUCCUCCCGCAUGAGCCUGAACUCCCAGGACGCCAAGGUCGACGCGCAGCGGCAGCAGAGAGUGUCGCUCGGCGAGGGCCUCGCGACGCACCCCGUGGGCGCGGACGACCUCGACGUGGUCAGCCAGUCUGACGCGAGCGACGCUGAGCCCGACAGCACGGUGCCCGUGGGCGCGGACGAGGGUGACGGCGGGGCGACGACCGCGGCAGAGCCGGCGGCGGAGGACGCGGGCGCGGAUGGUGCGGACGGUGCGGACGUGGGCCCGUCGCGGGCGCCCGUCACAUGGCACGCCGCGUACAGCCCUGGAGCGAGCACGGAGUCGCCGGUGCGCGCGGCGCCGCAGCAGCCACAGCGGGCGGCGGCGACGCCCGAUGCGAACGCGGCGACGUCUGGCGUCACCGCAGCGAUAGGUGGCUCUCCGCACCUGCACCGGGAGCCGCGGUCGGCGGACGCGCACGAAGCGAAGCCGCGCUUCCACUCCCCGCGCACCGUCACGCCGCAGCUGGUCAGUCAGAACUCCACGUCGUCGAAAGAACUCAACCUGAAGGGACUCUCCCGGGGGGGACUCGAGGCGCCGGGCGCGGACCCAGACGCCGACGAGGCCGAGGAGCAGGAGCUGAUCCACUUCGCGCGGACGCUCGACUUCGACUUGUACGUGGCCAAGCUCGAGGCGCUCGGGCGCUCGUCGGCCAACGGCGACCCCAAGUCCGGCCCGAUGCUCGCGCGGUACCUCCGCGAGCAGCGCCCGGACUGGCAGACCGCCGCCGACCCAGACAACAAGCAGUCCCCGCCGAUCAGCAAGGACGACUCCUUCCAGCGGCGGUCGAGCGGGGGCAGCGCGCGCUCGCCCAAGAACAGCGGGGGCGCCGCGGCGUGGAGCCCGCGCGUCGACGAGCAGAUGCGCGUGGCGGGCGCCGGGAGAUACAAGCCGUGGGCCACGAAGCACGGCCUCGGCCACGGCGCCGCCACCCCGCCCCAGAAGCGCGGCACCGGCCCCAGCGCAGGCCCGAAAAAGGACUCGUCGCGCAACUCGGACCUGACUGGACAGGCCGCGGUGCCGGCGCACGCGAUCGAGCUGUCACCGCGCGUGCAGGGCUCCCUGGGUCCCGCGGCCGCGCAGUCGAUCGACGACCUCGACGCGCUGUGGACCACCACCAUUGGCGUGCUCGGGAAGGACGCGGACAAGGACGCGGACAAGGACGCGGACGCGCCGGGCGACGCCGGACCGUCGGGGCAGGGCGGAGCGUCGCCGGCUGCCCCGGACACCGCGGGGAGCGGCGCGCGGGAGGCGUCGGUGGGCACGGCGACGUCGCCACUGCCCACGUCGCGCACCGUGGAGCUGACGCGGAAGCUGGAGAGCGCGUACAGCGGGGCGCUGACGCUGCUGGACCGCAUGGUGGCCGAGGCGGAGCAGGCGCACGAGUCUCCCGAGAAGCAGGAGCAGCACCAGCAGGACGAGGAGGGGGGGUUCUCGGAGAUCAACAAACUGAUCGAGAGGAUCGAGGAGGUCGGGGACUCGAUCCGGAAGCACCGCCUGGUGUCGCCGCGGCCGAACAGCUCGCUGCGCGCCUUCAAGGCCACGCCGUCGUCGUCCUCGCUGAUCAACCCCAACUCGCCGCGCAUCGUGCGUGGAAACAGCGGCGCGAGCCUCGCCGGGAGCAGCGCGGUCAAGGGCAGCCCGCACGCGGCGCCCGGGACGCGCUCCCCUGCGCGCGCCCCCAUGCGCGAAGCAUACACGCAGACGCCCCCGAGCGAGCAGCCGCGCGCCGCCACCAGCACAGAGGCUGCCAACUCCGCAGACGGCGCCCGCCCGAGCGACCAGGGGUCCGGCGCGAAGAUGCCAGCCGUGCCCUCGUUGCCGCUCCAGGGCAUCGGCGCCGGGGCGCCGCAGGGCCCCUCGCCGGUGUCCCCCGCGGGCUACAGCACCACGCCCAUGUCCACCACGCGGGCGUCCACGCCGCGCGGCGCAGCGCCGCCGCAGCCCGACCUGGCGACGAUCCGACAGGAGCUGGCCCGGUUGCGAGUCGAGAACCAGACCCUGGCCUCUGCGGUGCGGCGCAUGAGUGCGCGGCGCAAGUCGGGGAUGUCGACGGGGUCCAACGACUUCCUGAGGUCUGACGCAAGCGGGGGGGGCGGGGCGAAGAAGUACGCGAGUGUGCGCAGCAGGGUCGACACAGGCCGCAGGUCUUCAGAGGGUCCUGCCGGUGCGCCGUCGCAGGGCCUCCGCAGGUCGUGGCAGAAGCCCUCUCCAGUGCAGGCGCAGCCCUCCGUGUCGCCCGUGCGGCGCUCGUCCUCCUACGCAGACCGCUUCCGCAACUCCGGCGUCUCCCCUCUGCGCCAAUCUGGCGUCUCGCCCCUCCGCAGAUCGCCAGGUAGUGGAACUCAUUAG